GGCCGGGCGCCGGGUUCCCGCCUCUGCCGCCGCCUCCCCAGCUGCCCCCGCUGGGCGCGGGCCUGGGGACCGUGGAUGAAGGUGACUCUCUGGAUGGCCCGGAAUACGAGGAGGAAGAGGUGGCCAUCCCGCUGACCGCGCCUCCGACGAAUCAGUGGUAUCAUGGAAAACUUGAUAGAACUAUAGCAGAAGAACGCCUCAGGCAGGCAGGGAAGUCUGGUAGCUACCUUAUAAGAGAGAGUGAUCGGAGGCCGGGGUCCUUUGUACUUUCGUUUCUUAGCCAGACAAAUGUUGUCAGCCAUUUCAGGAUUAUUGCCAUGUGUGGAGAUUACUACAUUGGAGGAAGACGGUUUUCUUCACUGUCAGACCUAAUAGGUUAUUACAGUCAUGUUUCUUGUUUGCUUAAAGGAGAAAAAUUACUUUAUCCAGUUGCACCUCCAGAGCCAGUAGAAGAUAGAAGGCGUGUUCGAGCCAUUCUACCUUACACAAAAGUACCGGACACUGAUGAAAUAAGUUUUUUAAAAGGAGAUAUGUUCAUUGUUCACAAUGAAUUGGAAGAUGGAUGGAUGUGGGUUACGAAUCUCAGAACUGAUGAACAAGGCCUUAUUGUUGAAGACCUAGUAGAAGAGGUGGGCCGGGAAGAAGAUCCACAUGAAGGCAAAAUAUGGUUCCAUGGGAAGAUUUCCAAACAAGAAGCUUAUAAUUUAUUAAUGACAGUUGGCCAAGUCUGCAGUUUUCUUGUGAGGCCCUCAGAUAAUACUCCUGGUGAUUAUUCACUUUAUUUUCGGACCAAUGAAAAUAUUCAGCGAUUUAAAAUAUGUCCAACACCAAAUAACCAAUUUAUGAUGGGAGGCCGGUAUUAUAACAGCAUUGGAGACAUCAUAGAUCAUUAUCGAAAAGAGCAGAUUGUUGAAGGGUAUUAUCUUAAGGAACCUGUACCAAUGCAGGAUCAGGAACAAGUGCUCAAUGAUGCUGUAGAUGGAAAGGAAAUCUAUAAUACAAUUCGUCGUAAAACAAAGGAUGCUUUUUAUAAAAAUAUUGUGAAGAAAGGUUAUCUUUUGAAGAAGGGCAAAGGAAAACGUUGGAAAAAUUUAUAUUUUAUUUUAGAGGGUAGCGAUGCCCAGCUUAUUUAUUUUGAAAGUGAAAAACGAGCUACAAAACCAAAAGGACUAAUAGAUCUCAGUGUAUGUUCUGUCUAUGUUGUUCAUGAUAGUCUCUUUGGCAGGCCAAACUGUUUUCAGAUAGUAGUUCAGCACUUUAGUGAAGAACAUUACAUCUUUUACUUUGCAGGAGAAACUCCAGAACAAGCAGAGGAUUGGAUGAAAGGUCUGCAGGCAUUUUGCAAUUUACGGAAAAGCAGUCCAGGAACAUCUAAUAAACGCCUUCGUCAGGUCAGCAGCCUUGUUUUGCAUAUUGAAGAAGCCCACAAACUCCCAGUAAAACAUUUUACUAAUCCAUAUUGUAACAUCUACCUGAAUAGUGUCCAAGUAGCAAAAACUCAUGCAAGGGAAGGGCAAAACCCAGUAUGGUCAGAAGAGUUUGUAUUUGAUGAUCUUCCUCCUGACAUCAACAGAUUUGAAAUCACUCUUAGUAAUAAAACAAAGAAAAGCAAAGACCCAGAUAUCUUAUUUAUGCGAUGCCAGUUGAGCCGGUUACAGAAAGGGCAUGCCACAGAUGAAUGGUUUCUGCUCAGCUCUCACAUACCGUUAAAAGGUAUUGAACCAGGAUCCCUGCGUGUUCGAGCACGGUAUUCUAUGGAAAAAAUUAUGCCAGAAGAAGAGUACAGUGAAUUUAAGGAGCUUAUACUGCAAAAGGAACUUCAUGUAGUAUAUGCCUUAUCACAUGUAUGUGGACAAGACCGAACACUACUGGCUAGCAUCUUACUGAGGAUUUUUCUUCAUGAAAAGCUUGAAUCCUUGUUGUUAUGUACACUAAAUGACAGAGAAAUAAGCAUGGAAGAUGAAGCCACUACCCUAUUUCGAGCCACAACACUCGCAAGCACCUUGAUGGAACAGUAUAUGAAAGCCACUGCUACACAAUUUGUUCAUCAUGCUUUGAAAGACUCCAUCUUAAAGAUAAUGGAGAGUAAACAGUCUUGUGAGUUAAGUCCAUCAAAGUUAGAAAAAAAUGAAGAUGUGAACACUAACUUAGCACACUUAUUGAACAUCCUUUCAGAGCUUGUGGAGAAAAUAUUUAUGGCUUCAGAAAUACUUCCACCGACACUGAGAUAUAUUUAUGGGUGUUUACAGAAAUCUGUUCAGCACAAGUGGCCUACAAAUACCACCAUGAGAACAAGAGUUGUUAGUGGUUUUGUUUUUCUUCGGCUUAUUUGCCCUGCCAUCCUGAAUCCACGGAUGUUUAAUAUCAUCUCAGAUUCUCCAUCUCCAAUUGCUGCAAGAACACUGAUACUAGUGGCUAAAUCUGUGCAGAAUUUAGCAAAUCUUGUUGAAUUUGGAGCUAAGGAGCCUUACAUGGAAGGUGUCAAUCCAUUCAUCAAAAGUAACAAACAUCGUAUGAUCAUGUUUUUAGAUGAACUUGGGAAUGUACCUGAACUUCCGGACACUACAGAACAUUCUAGAACUGAUUUGUCACGUGAUUUAGCAGCACUGCAUGAAAUUUGUGUGGCUCAUUCAGAUGAACUUCGAACACUUAGUAAUGAACGUGGUGUACAGCAGCAUGUACUGAAAAAGCUCCUGGCUAUAACAGAACUGCUUCAACAAAAACAAAACCAGUACACAAAGACAAAUGAUGUCAGGUAGCAGCUUUCAUCCUGGUGUCCUGCAUGGAUUCAGCAUGCCCUUCAUGGUAAUUCACAUCAGUAUAUUUCCUUUGCUCUUGCCAAAAAAUAGCACACCUUUCCACAUUCCAGUGAUGUGUGAGCUAUGCAAACAAAACCCAAGAUUCUGCUGGUGAAUAAUGGACCAGCAACUUUGUAAGCUAUCUGUGCAGGAUAUUUGCACUUUUUCCACUUGGAAUCUUUACCAAACUCUGAGCCUUGGUGUACAGAUCACCUUUCACAAAAAAAAAAAAAAAGAAAGAAAAAAAAAAGAAGCUACAACUGUGUCUUGAACUAUGAGAAUAUAUUUUCAGUACAUCCAAUUGCCAAAGUUUUGCUGUCUCUUGGAAAAAGAACUAUGAAAUCAACUGACAAGGAAAAACAUUCUCUAUUAACAACUGAGUAUAACUGGAUUGCGGACUGUUAUUACUACUUCUUGAUUGAGAAUAUGACCAUUUGACUGUUCAAUGACUUUAUUUGUAUUUACAGUUUCCAGAGUUUGCCAUUCUAAUCGGAACAAUCUUUGCUGUAUACUUUUUUAAAAAUACUGUGCUACUUUUUCUGGAACUGUUAAAAUAUUCAGAAUGGAUCUAUUGUUCAUCAGCUUUAUUUUUAAACAUACCACUUAUUUUGUUGAAUUGUCAAAGACUGUAUUUAGAUCUCAUAAUGCUUUUUGUUAAAUGUUUACAACAGUAAAUAAGUUUGAAUUCAAUAAAUAUUAUUGGUCUUCGUAUUGAUCACUGCAUGUUACCUUUUCAGCCACUUUCUACAUUGCCAAUUUCUUUUAUGUAAAACACAAACUAAAAUGCUUUUGUUAAUUAAUUCUCAUCAGUUUGUGUUUGUGCUAUCCAUUUCAUUAUACAACUUCAUCAACCACUUAACUUACCCAUCUUUGAAUUUGACUACUUGUUAUUAUCUGCUGGAUAUUUAGUUUGUAUAGUUUUAUUUGCUUCUGUGUGUGUAUGUGUAUUUUUGUGAAAUAUUCACAGGGUUAAGUUAAAAUAAAACCAAGGGAUAUCUUGCA
Messenger RNA from Dipodomys ordii (Ord's kangaroo rat), 3800 nucleotides. RefSeq names its product RAS p21 protein activator (GTPase activating protein) 1 (gene Rasa1). NCBI's taxonomy places the organism in Eukaryota, Metazoa, Chordata, Mammalia, Rodentia, Heteromyidae. Gene Ontology annotation, biological process: regulation of GTPase activity. The transcript is spliced from 25 exons. The coding region runs from base 318 to 2759 and encodes 813 amino acids. Gene Ontology annotation, molecular function: protein binding. The record is from RefSeq and is a predicted model, not a curated record.